ACAGCUGGAGGUGGUGGACAUUACCAGCAAACUCAGUCUGGACCCAUGGGACUUGGCCCCUUUCCUGAGGACGCCACUCCGAAUCCCUCCCUCCAAGAUCAAGCUAAACAUCACAUUGUUAAUCUCCGGUCGCAGCCUCCGUUUUCCAGUCAAAAUGGCGGGGGUGACAAUCCAGUUGGUGAUCGGUCAAAUGCCCAGAUGACCUUCUCACCUGGUCUCCCCUCCAGGUCACCCCGUCGACGGACCGGUAUUAUGUCACCCCCGUAUCAAGUGAGCACUGGAAUUUUCUACUUUCCCGUCGUGAUUUUCCCCUAUGUUCGCAUCUGGUUUUAUAUAAUCGUCAUUGUUACUAAAAUGCCUGCUAAUAGUGACAUUUUCUGA
Molecule: messenger RNA, 381 nt
Organism: Mesocestoides corti
Lineage: Eukaryota; Metazoa; Platyhelminthes; Cestoda; Cyclophyllidea; Mesocestoididae
Source: the annotation of a GenBank genome assembly